UCCCCAGCGGGGGAGCGGCGCGGUACCCGGAUGGGGAUCGCAGGCCGUUUCGCGCCAAUACACUGAGUUCCCCCAACGGCCCGCGAGGGAAACGGCCGGUUCCUGCCCCGUGCCUGCCAGCCGCCCACCUCAGCUGCUGGCCCAGCUGCGCCAACACUGCCCGAGCGCCUCGCCGGAGCUCCGGCCUCGCUGCCGCUGCCGCCGCCGCCCUCCAAGCCACGCCCGAGAUGCAGCCCGAGUCGGCGCAGGCCCUCCUGCACGUGGCCGUGACCACCUGCCUCUGCGCGGCCGCUACCCACACAGGCGCCUUCGCGGGGGCCUUCGUGCAGGUGGGCUACGAGCAUUACGCCGAGGCCCCAGUGGCCGGCCUCCCCGGCUGCCUGGCCAUGCCCUUCAACUCGCUCGUUAACCUGGCCUAUGUGCUCCUGGGCCUGCACUGGCUCCGGAGGCGUGCCGGCGGCCCGAGGCUGCGCUACCUGAAGGACGCCUUCGCCAGCAUGGCCCUGCUCUAUGGCCCGGUGCAGUGGCUGCGCAUCAGCACGCAGGCGCGCCCCGCUGCCCUCCUGGACCAGUGGGUCACCUUGCCCAUCUUCGCAUGGCCGGUCGUCUGGGGCCUCUACCUGGACUGGGGCUGGAGGCCCCGCUUGUUCCUCGCCGUCGAGGGCCUCGCCCUGAGCAGCUACGGCCUGGCCCUGCUGCACCCCUGUGGGUUCGAGGUGGCGCUGGGCGCACACAUCGCCGCCGCCCUGGGCCAGGCCCUUCGUGCCCACAGGCGCCAUGGCAGCGCCUCCUCGGGCACCUACCUGGCUCUGGCCAUGCUCUGCUGCCUGGGCUUCGUGGGCCUCAAGCUGUACGACCACGAGCUUGCUCAGUGGUAUCUCUUCCGGAGGCUCACGGGCCACUUCUGGUCCAAAGUCUGUGACGUGCUCCAGUUCCACUUUGCAUUCUUGUUUCUGAUGAGUCUAAACCCGCCCCCGAACCCCUCUCCUGCGGGAAAGGUGCAGUAGAGGGCGUGGCAGCAGCGGCGGGAGCCGGCCCCCACCGUGGCCCAGGGCUGGGGCACACGCUCUUCCGUCCGACCUUGCGGGCUCCGUAGCCCACUCAGAGCCCGGGUUGAGCGGCGGGGCACGGGGCUUUCUGUAAUUUGACAUUUCUCAAAGUGCCGGACGCGACCUCAGAAGGCACUGCCGUCACUGUGGACACAGUGGCUCGCAGCAGCAGCCCGAGGAAGCUGGUGUGGCGGCCGUGGCUGGGGCGGCGGCAUUGCCGCGGGGCCAAGGUGCAGGGGGAUAGUCACCACGUGGGUGCCUUGUGCAGGGGACAGAUAUCAGCUGGCUGCCAUGUCCUCAGGGGCAGGGGCUCAGAUGCCAUGUGUCUGUCGCCUGGGUCCUUAGGAGCCAUGGCCCUGCCGUUGUCACACACACGGCAGGGUUUAACCAGCGGGGUGACGCCAGGCCUGAGGAAACGGGUCACCCCUUCAGGGUGCUCUUACCACCUGGCGCCUGAGAGGCUUCUGGCCUUUAAAAACAAAUGUGACGGCCCUCCCUGGGGGCACCGCGGGUCA
Molecule: messenger RNA, 1564 nt
Organism: Condylura cristata (star-nosed mole)
Lineage: Eukaryota; Metazoa; Chordata; Mammalia; Eulipotyphla; Talpidae
Gene: TMEM187
Product: transmembrane protein 187
Exons: 2
Coding region: 228-1007 (259 amino acids)
Cellular component (GO): transport vesicle
Source: RefSeq, a predicted model, not a curated record